This is a messenger RNA of Coregonus sp. 'balchen', 513 nucleotides long. The record is from the annotation of a GenBank genome assembly. NCBI's taxonomy places the organism in Eukaryota, Metazoa, Chordata, Actinopteri, Salmoniformes, Salmonidae.
AUGGGGCCCAUAGAGCUCGGGGCAGUGGAUGGGGACGGGGGGGGGACAUUCUUAUCCCUCUGUACGUCCCAGGUUGUCAACAUGAAAACAGUCGUUAGAAGCUUCCAGGUCUGUUAUUUUUCAGGUGGAGUGGCAGAGGAACGAGCAUGUGAUCGACCCUGUAAGCGACCCCAAUUUCUUGGUGACUGCGGACCGUAAUCUGAUCAUCAAACAGGCUAGGCUGGCGGACACGGCCAACUACACCUGCGUGGCCAAGAACAUUGUGGCUCGACGCAAGAGCUCCUCUGCCAACGUGCUGGUCUACGGUAUGUACACACAGAGAUACAUACACAAACACACACAGAUAUGUACAUACACACACACACACACAAAAGCGCACACACACACACACAAACAAACACACACACACACACAAACACACACAGACACACACACCAGGGCAGACAGGGUGUCAAUGCUUUGUCCAAAGGUUUGGCCACGUACAAUUUGGAGCUUCAGAGCAGUCCAAAGUAA